This is a messenger RNA of Tribolium castaneum (red flour beetle), 898 nucleotides long. Its product is annotated as oocyte zinc finger protein XlCOF15. Lineage: Eukaryota; Metazoa; Arthropoda; Insecta; Coleoptera; Tenebrionidae. The transcript is spliced from 3 exons. The record is from RefSeq and is a predicted model, not a curated record. The coding region runs from base 199 to 849 and encodes 216 amino acids.
UGGGUGGUCAAUCACCCCUUAAGUGAGGUUAAGUCACCUCUGACGUCAGCACAAAUUUAACGAUUUGCAAAAAAAUAUCUCUCGAAUACGUUUGCACCCAAAAUUAGUACAAGUUCACACACCGCUGACCCCAACAUGUGACGAGGUCAUGGUUACCCCAAUUGCGCUCAUCCAAAGUUCAACCUAAAGGCCUCCGCCAUGUUCGGCACCCUGUCGCAGUUGUCGCACAGCGUGUUCGAGACGGAGAUAAAGAUCGAGCCGAUCAGCUUCUACGGCUGCUCCAGCUCGGAGCCCGACAAGCCGUCGUCGCCCCCGGCCGACGAGCCCCGCAAGAAGCGCAAGCCCCAGACGUGCAAAAUCUGCGGCAAAGUCCUCUCCUCCACGUCCAGUUACUACGUCCACAUGAAGCUCCAUUCGGGCAAUAAGCCCUUUCAGUGUACGCAAUGCGAGGCGUGUUUCUGCCGCAAGCCCUAUCUGGAGGUCCACCUCCGCACGCACACGGGCGAGAGGCCUUUCAAGUGCGACGUAUGCGACAAGAGAUUUACCCAAAAAUCCAGUCUAAAUACACACAAACGCGUGCAUACGGGGCUGAGGCCGUAUGCGUGCGAUGUGUGCGAGAAGAAAUUCGCCGUGAGGAGUUAUCUGGUGGCGCAUCGAUGGUCGCACGUGUCCGAUGGGCUGUCGUGUCCGGAAUGCAACGCCGGGUUUAGCACCAAGAGCCAGUUGGUGCAACAUGUCAAAGGGCAUAGCAAUCGCAGGGGGUUCCAGUGUGAGGUUUGUCAGAGGAGGUUUGUUAGGGAUUCGUAUCUGAUUAGGCACUUGAAUAAAGUGCACAAGAAUAAUGCUUGAUUGUGAUAAUUUCUUCUUUUGUAAUAAAGUGUAAAAAGUAUGCAACUAA